Messenger RNA from Hibiscus syriacus, 3392 nucleotides. Its product is annotated as vacuolar sorting protein 39-like. The transcript is spliced from 12 exons. The coding region runs from base 51 to 3044 and encodes 997 amino acids. Lineage: Eukaryota; Viridiplantae; Streptophyta; Magnoliopsida; Malvales; Malvaceae. Gene Ontology annotation, cellular component: cytoplasm; membrane. Gene Ontology annotation, biological process: autophagy; vesicle-mediated transport; endosomal vesicle fusion. The record is from RefSeq and is a predicted model, not a curated record.
GUAAAAUCUCCAAUGAUUUGAGAAAAGUCGGAAUUAGAUGAUCCAAGAAAAUGGUGCACAGCGCCUAUGAUUCCUUCCAGCUCCUCACCGGUUGUCCCAAUAAAAUCGACGCCAUCGAAUCCUACGGCUCGAAGCUGCUGCUCGGCUGCUCCGAUGGAUCUCUUCGAAUCUACGGUUCUGAUCCCUCUGACGCCGAUCGAUCUCCUCCGUUCGAUCCCCACGCUUUGCGUAAGGAACCUUACGCGCUUCAGAGAACCGUUUCUGGGUUUUCGAAGAAGGCUCUGAUUUCAAUGCAAGUACUGGAAUCGAGAGAGCUAUUGUUAUCACUGUCUGAAUCGAUCGCUUUUCAUCGCCUCCCCAAUUUGGAAACCAUUGCUGUGAUCACCAAAGCUAAAGGCGCUAAUGUCUACUCUUGGGACGAUCGUAGAGGUUUCCUUUGCUUUGCUAGGCAAAAGAGAGUCUGUAUUUUCAGGCACGACGGAGGGCGAGGGUUUGUGGAGGUAAAAGAUUUUGGUGUACUAGACACAGUGAAGUCUAUGUCAUGGUGUGGCGAGAACAUAUGUCUAGGUAUUAGAAAGGAAUACAUGAUACUAAAUGCCACAAAUGGUGCAUUGUCGGAGGUGUUUUCUUCAGGGAAGAUAGCGCCACCUUUGGUCGUUGCUCUUCCUUCUGGGGAACUUAUUCUUGGGAAGGAAAAUAUCGGUGUCUUUGUGGAUCAAAAUGGAAAGCUUCUUCAAGCUGAUAGGAUAUGUUGGUCAGAAGCUCCUACUGCUGUUGUCAUCCAGAAACCAUAUGCAAUAGCUCUAUUUCCAAGGCGUGUUGAGAUUCGCUCUCUUCGAGUUCCUUAUCCAUUGAUACAGAAUAUUGUGCUCCCUGGUGUUCGUCGUCUUAUAAAAAGUAACAAUGCCAUUGUUGUAGCCUUAGAAAAUUCUGUUCAUGGACUCUUCCCUGUUCCUCUUGGUGCACAGAUUGUCCAAUUAACAGCAUCCGGAAAUUUUGAGGAAGCAUUGGCCUUGUGUAAGCUGCUUCCACCCGAAGAUGCAAGUCUUAGAGCGGCAAAGGAGGCAUCAAUCCAUAUAAGGUACGCUCAAUAUCUUUUUGAAAAUGGGUCCUAUGAGGAAGCAAUGGAGCACUUUGUGGCAUCUCAAGUAGAUAUUACAUAUGUUCUAUCUUUGUAUCCGUCCAUUAUUCUUCCCAAAACAACUGCAGUGUCAGAGCCAGUGAAGCUGGCGGACCUUUCUCUGGAUGCUCCACACCUUUCAAGAGGUUCAUCUGGACUGUCUGAUGAUCUGGAAACCUUUCUCCCACCAUCAGAGUCUGAUGAGAAUUCUGUGCUCGAGUUCAAGAAAAUGAGUCACAAUACUCUCAUGGCUCUUAUUAAGUUCAUACAGAAGAAGAGAUACAGUAUUGUAGAGAAGGCUGCUGCUGAGGGAACUGAAGAGGUAGUUUUAGAUGCUGUUGAGGAUAGUUUUACUUCGUCCAGGUUUAAGAAAUCAAGUAAGGGGCGUGGUAAUGUUCCAAUUAACUCAGCUGCCAGGGAGAUGGCAGCUAUACUGGAUACAGCCCUCCUCCAAGCUCUGCUUCUUACUGGACAAUCAGCAGCGGCUGUUGAAUUGCUUAAAGGUCUUAAUUAUUGUGAUGCAAAAAUAUGUGAGGAGAUUCUUCAGAAAGGAAAUCAUUAUGCUGCUCUUUUAGAACUUUACAGAAGCAGCUCGAUGCAUCGUGAGGCAUUAACACUUCUACAGCAAUUAGUAGAAGAGUCGAAAUCAAACCAGUCGCAAGCUGAACUCAUCCAAAAGUUCAGUCCCGAGGCAAUUAUUGAAUAUCUCAAGCCCGUCUGUGGCACUGAUCCCAUGCUUGUACUUGAGUUCUCGAUGCUUGUUCUUGAAAGCUGUCCAACACAAACCAUUGAGCUUUUUUUGUCUGGAAAUAUUCCAGCAGACAUGGUCAACUCUUAUUUGAAGCAGCAUGCUCCAAACAUGCAGGGGAGGUACUUGGAGCUCAUGCUUGCAAUGAAUGAAAAUGGGAUCUCAGGGAACCUGCAAAAUGAAAUGGUACAAAUCUAUCUUUCUGAAGUACUUGAAUGGUAUUCAGAACUAAGUGCUCAACAGAUAUGGGAUGAAAAGGAAUAUUCUCCAACCAGGAAGAAACUUUUGUCUGCGCUGGAAAGCAUCUCAGGAUACAAUCCUGAGGCUUUGUUGAAACGUCUUCCUCCAGAUGCUCUAUUUGAAGAGCGUGCGAUUCUGUUGGGGAAAAUGAACCAACAUGAGCUUGCUUUAUCACUAUAUGUUCAUAAGCUUCAUGUACCUGAACUGGCACUGGCCUAUUGUGAUCGGGUUUCCGAGUCAGCUGUUCAUCAACCACCGACAAAAUCUUCUGGCAAUAUAUACCUCACUCUGUUACAGAUAUAUCUGAAUCCUCAAAAAACAACCAAGAACUUUGAAAAGAGAAUUACAAAUUUAGUAUCAUCCUCAAAUGCAAGCAUCCCAAAGAUUAGUUCAACAGCUUCAUUUAAAACUAGAGGAGGACGAAAGAAAAUUGCAUCCAUCGAAGGUGCAGAGGAUAUGCGUAUUAGUCCCAGCAAUACUGAUAGUAGCAGGAGUGACGGUGAUGCUGAAGAAUCUAAUGAGGAAGGAGGUUCUUCUAUCAUGCUUGAUCAGGUACUUGAUCUUUUGAGCCGAAGGUGGGGUAGGCUCAAUGGAGCUCAGGCACUCAGACUCUUACCAAGGGAGACUAAACUACAGAACUUGCUUCCAUUUCUUGGACCUUUUGUGAAAAAAUCCAGUGAAGCAUACAGGAACUUCUCUGUUAUCAAGAGCUUGAGGCAAAGUGAGAACCUACAGGUGAAAGAUGAACUUUACAACCAAAGAAAAGCUGUAGUGAAGAUCUCGAGUGACAGUAUGUGCUCUCUCUGCAACAAGAAACUAGGAACAAGUGUAUUUGCCGUCUAUCCGAAUGGCACAACACUGGUCCACUUCGUUUGCUUUAGAGAUUCACAAAGUAUGAAAGCAGUGUCCAAAGUCUCACAACUAAGGAAGAGAUGAUUCUGAGAGUCUCCAUACAGUUGGACGUAUUGCUAUUUUUCAUGAAAAGAUGCCGCUCAAAUGCCCAGAAUCAAAGCUCAGAAACAGUUUGGAGGCAUUUAUUCUUAUUAUUUAUAGGACUCCUAAAACGUGAGUGGUGUGCAUAAUUCGGUGUCGGUAAUACAGUUAUGAAGUUGAAAGCAGUGGUUCAAUGGUGACUAGGCCACCAGCGACCGGAAUGCUUCAAUUUGAGGAUUCAUUAUUUGUGUGAAUGCAGAUUCUGGGACACUUAUUUCCCUCUUUUUAUUCUUGUUGUUUGAAGACCUUAUUACAGGUACGUUCAGUCCAUAAUCAACAUGGGUUUUGGUA